Molecule: messenger RNA, 2127 nt
Organism: Tuber melanosporum (Perigord truffle)
Lineage: Eukaryota; Fungi; Ascomycota; Pezizomycetes; Pezizales; Tuberaceae
Exons: 9
Coding region: 247-2127 (626 amino acids)
Source: RefSeq, a predicted model, not a curated record
AUCUACCCUUGGCUGCCGUUUUUUUUCCAUCUCACUUUUGCUUUUAACUGUUCCGGACUGCUGUUCACGUUCAUUACUUUCCCUUUUUCGUUUUCAUUUCUCGUUCAACAUCGGCAUUAGGGCGGGAUUUCCUCUGAGAGGACUUGGAUCUGGAAUUCAUUCAAUCUUUUUUUCUUUCUUUCCCUUUUUACCUUUGUUAAAAUUUCAAUUCUCGGCUUGACGCUUUUUACGGAUAGGGUUGGGGGUAUGGUGCUACCAGUGGGGUGGGAUUCAAUGGACGAAAUUGAUCUGGAUUACAUAGCAUGGAGUCUGCCGAGGAGCGAGCAAGGCGAAUGUCGGGGAAGGACAACAAAAGUUAAGAUUGCGCCAGAAGAAUUGUUCACUCCGGGUGCGAUUUUUGUAAAGCCAAUUGGAAGCUUAGAGGGCUUGUGGGGGAAGAAACGUUGUGCAAAUUUCCGAAGCACAAUAUCCACUAGGUGUGUACGGGAUAUUAAAAGGGAAUACUCUUGGAAGAUCUACAAUGUUUGCUGCAAUCCCGAGACAGGAGCUGAUGCUCACUAUGUUCGGAUUAAAUUCUCCGAUGAAGCGAAGGAUGUUUACUUCGCGUCAUACGUUACCGCCCUUAAUGGUGUUGCGGCAAAGCGUUUUCUUCAAGGCCCUAAGGAAGAACGUGCCAGACCCUUUGGUAUAGGUUUCGACCGCGGUGUCGCAUCAAAGGAGCGCCUAUAUCUCAUUUCGAAUUGCUCAAAGCAAACCCCUUACCUCCGCCGGGUAUCCGUAAAGUUAGAGGUUAAUACAGACGGAUCAUGGAGGCGUUCAGACGGAGACGUUGACCGAAUUGGCUUCGCCACGUAUAAAUCAGCACCAAAGUCCGCUAUUUGGGCAUCCAGCUCUCCCGAGACAAUCCCCUUUAAGGAUGACCCCUUUUUGAGGUUCGCUCGAGUAACGUUGCGGUUCGGAAGGCAGAAGGAAAGGACUAUCCUGGACAUGGGGAAGAGCUUUAGUCCGGUAUUUUCAUCCCGUAAACAGUGUGCAUCAAUAACAUUGUCGAGUGUACGAGUGAGGAUCUGUGACGACAAUCAAUCAACGGAGCCGAUUCAGACUAAAGUGCGGCUGGUAUUUACGGACAAGGGGAAGAACCGGAGUAGCUUCCUGCGAUCGCAGGCUAAGAGUGCGGCUGUGGUUGAGGCGGAGAAGGCGCUGUUAUUAUUCAAGAAAUCGGUGGAAUUGUCAGGGGAUAAUACGUUGGCACUGGAGGAUAACCUUGAAGACGAUGCGAUAUUUGAGAUGAACAUUGCGGAUGUUGUGAGCAAGAACUUCUCGGUGCGGCUGAAGGGGGAUAUCACAUCUGAAAAGAAGAAUAUCAACGGAGUGUUUAAGGGAUCUAAGUUAUUGUUAGUGCCUUGCUUCCCGUCCAAUGGUGUACACUUGGUUUUGCAGAGCGUGGAUGGGGAAUAUGUCUUGCGUCAAUACAUCCCAAGCCCCAUCCAAUUCAUAAGUUCCAUCACAGCAAGUUCGUUCACCGGCCCAAGCGUCAGCAUGCUGCGCAGGAUGGGAGAGAACAUAGAACGAGAAGGCAACGGCCGGAUAACAUACCUGUUUGAGAACGGGGAAACCGACGCAGCAAGCAUCGUCGAAAAAGUGGUUUCCAUAAUGGAGAAACUCCACACCUACCAAACAUCCCCACCAACUACCGCCCGUUCCGCCCAGUCCUCCCCACGCUUCCCACAGGGGCGGGGCCAUCGAUUACUAACUCCUCCGCAAUCACCACCGCGGAUGUUAUCCUCCUUCCGACGCCCCCAAAGUAGAGUUUUUGAAUGGGCUGGUCCCCCGUCGGUCCAUGCCUCGGUCGAGGACCUAUCUACAAUUGAUGAGGCAUCAUCGUCGGGCGAAUACUUGAUGGCCCCAGCACCCGCUCCGCCGUCGGUUCCUUCGUACAGGUCUACCCGUAGUGGGGAUACAUACGCCAGUUCUCAACACCAACACCCGCGAGCUUCUACUCCCUGCUCAGCGGCGUAUACAGAGUCGAUAUACAGCGCUCGCUCGGCAACGCUCAAACGCGCGCUACGAAAUAUGGAAGAGUCUGGAGCACGGACGUCUUUGCCGGUGAUGGGGAGGAUGUUUUGA